This is a messenger RNA of Haplochromis burtoni (Burton's mouthbrooder), 1534 nucleotides long. RefSeq names its product mitochondrial ribosome recycling factor (gene mrrf). The record is from RefSeq and is a predicted model, not a curated record. Gene Ontology annotation, biological process: translation. Gene Ontology annotation, cellular component: mitochondrion. Gene Ontology annotation, molecular function: ribosomal large subunit binding. NCBI's taxonomy places the organism in Eukaryota, Metazoa, Chordata, Actinopteri, Cichliformes, Cichlidae.
CAUCUACCAGGUGUCCAUAACAUACAGUCUCGUGGUGAUGACGAAAUGGAUGUCAAACGCGUUUUCCCCGAUGGCUGUUGCCCAGGCUAACACGCUUCUGUGAAGACUUUUUGAAUUAUGGCUUUGAAUCAUCUGAGCUUGCUGCGGCCUCUCCUGUGUCAGCCCCUGCUGCGACAUGUCAGGUCUCCGCUCACAUCCAGAGUCAGCCUUAGGCCUCUUCUGGCUCCUGACGCUUUCCACCACCCUGCUCCUGCUGUAUGCAUCAGGCUCUACGCCACCAAAAAGGCCAAAGCCAAGGCAAAGGGCCAGUCAGGGAAGGUGAACAUUAAUUCAUCUCUGGUGGAAGACAUCAUCAGUCUGGAUGAAGUGAAGGAGGACAUGACCACUGUUCUCGAUUCGCUCAAAGAUGACUUCACACGAAACCUCAGCAUCCGAACCUCGCCAGGAGCUCUGGAUCACAUUGUGGUGACGACUCAAGAUGGGAAGUUCCCUCUCAAGCAGGCUACAGCAGCGGCCACCCGUGCCCUCAGAGAGAGCAGCAUGAACUUAAACCCAGAGGUGGACGGGACGAUCAUCAAGGUGCCCGUUCCCAAAGUGACUCGGGAGCACAGGGAGAACCUGGCCAAGGUAGCCAAACAGCUCGGCAACAAGGCUAAAGACUCACUGAGGAGAGUGCGCUCUAAUGCUGUCACACAGGUCAAAAAAGCAAAGGAAGCACACUCAGAAGACACAAUACGACUCGUAGAAAAACAGAUUCAGCAGAUGGCAGACAACAUUGCAGCAGACAUCGACAAGCAGCUUGCAGCCAAGACCAAGGAGCUGUUAGGCUGACUGUGGAACUUGUUAUUUGUGUCACUGUGAAACAGAGGACACACUGAAAAGCAGCAACAUAUCCUUCUUUUUUUUUUCAUCUUGUUAAUAGACAGUGACUGGAUCAUGUUGGGGAGGUAGUUUUUGUUCAAACCACAUCUUGGGCUCUUGUUCCUGCCCACAUCACUGGGUAAGACCACCUUCUUCUUUUUCUUUUUUUUUCUUUUUUUUUUUGUGCGUCGUGAUAUCUGCAUAAACAAAAACUGGUACAAAAACGACAACAGACUACCCGUCACCUCCCUCCUCUCUUGUUACUCUUCCUGUCUUCAAACAAACAGCGAGAAAGCAACGAAUGGACUUUUAAUGGGAUUUGUGGGCCUCCUCCUAAUCAAACCCUUUGCCACAGGGCCUGUCUGUUUAUAUAAAAGCAAGCGCACCCGUCUCAAUGUAAACUGGCUGCGGGUUUGUCUUGGUGGCAAGAGCGAGAGCGAGUUUGUUCCAGAGACGUAGGAGUCGACCGAACAGAUGCCAUUAAGAUGCUGCCAAACAUUUGUUUCACAUUGAUUCCAAGUCUGUUAAAAAUGCACUUGAGGGGGGGAAAAAAGGGGGCUUUAAUUUCUGUCCAUGUUGAGGAUUGAUAAUAUGGCUACUCUCUUUUUUAAACACAAUAAAGUUGGGAACGUAACGUUAUUGAUGGAGUCCAUUAAAGAAACGCUGCUUUGUA